ACUCACAGAGAAAUUGCAGUUGAUGGAGAAGCUGCUUUGGAUUGCCCAAGGACACCGGCAGGACACCGCGGGACGAUCAAUCACACGGGAUUCAGAAAUGACUUGCGGCGAAUUAGAUGCUGGCGCUACAAUCCAACCAAUAAAAAGGUAGGAAGAUCCAACAACAUUAAAUCCACAUACUACUACACUAUAACACCUUGCAAUAACGGCACGUUAACUGCAACAUUGGUUUGCCUCCUAUACUCUAGUGAAAGUUUACAGGAAAGCAUAUGUCCCUCCACUGAGACAACUAAUGAAGAUGAAGAAAGCUUUCAUCAACGGUUCACAGACAAAUCAAAAGAACAGCCUGUAAUCAGCGUAAUUAAAGAGGAGCCACCCGAAGAGCAGACCUCUGAAUUAAGUACACAGCAAGAACUAGAAACCGAUACAAGAGAAGCAGAACUGCAAACCCAACUUGAGAAGAGGAGGUCAGAUGUUCCAAUUCAUCCAAAAUCAGCGUCAAGUGUACAACUGUUCAUUCCCUGCUUAUCCAUCACCCAGACUCUUGCCUCAUCCAAUACGGCUGCACUAGCAGGGUUCCAUGAAACUCCAUUCGAACAGAACCUCUUGCUUAGGCCAACACCUGCCCCACACAACAACAACAAUAACAACAACAAAAUGGACACUAGUGGGAGGACACUAGUUUGCCGGAAUGCGGCCUCCAAGGGCCUGGGCCCGGCCAGGAGCCUCGCCCCAGCAAAGAGCCCAAGGAUCCAGGGACUGCUGUGGAACUCUGAGAUGGCCAAGAGGUUUGGCUGCGCUCAGUGCGGAAAGAGCUUCCGCUGUUUCAGCCAGCUGGAGAUCCACCAGCGGAGCCACACCGGGGAGAAGCCUUUCAGGUGCACGCUAUGCGGGAAGCGUUACGCGCAGAAGGGCCACCUGUACACGCACCAACGCACCCACACCGGAGAGAAGCCGUACGGCUGUCCCAUCUGCGGCAAGGGCUUCAUCCAGAAGUGCACCCUGGACAUGCACCAGCGCACGCACACCGGGGAGAAGCCGUUUGUCUGUGGUCAUUGUGGUAAAGGGUUCACCAAGAAUUGUAAUCUCAAAAAGCACCUGGCCGUGCACGCGGACGUGGCGGACGGACGCUCGUAUAACGGGGAAUCGAUAGCCAGACAUGGUCGCCCUGUUGGAUUAGGACCAACCAACACCACCACAACCACCACCACACACAUUUCUGUCACUCAAUUUUAAUUUGUCAGCAUUACACGCUCAAUCACAUUUGACCGAAAAUAAAUUAAUUUGGUUCUACACUUUGGAUGUCUUCUUUUUGUGAUGUAUCAAAAGGACAUUGUGUGUGAAUGU
Molecule: messenger RNA, 1347 nt
Organism: Gadus chalcogrammus (walleye pollock)
Lineage: Eukaryota; Metazoa; Chordata; Actinopteri; Gadiformes; Gadidae
Product: oocyte zinc finger protein XlCOF19-like
Exons: 3
Coding region: 658-1236 (192 amino acids)
Biological process (GO): regulation of transcription by RNA polymerase II
Cellular component (GO): nucleus
Molecular function (GO): DNA-binding transcription factor activity, RNA polymerase II-specific; RNA polymerase II transcription regulatory region sequence-specific DNA binding
Source: RefSeq, a predicted model, not a curated record